This is a messenger RNA of Salarias fasciatus (jewelled blenny), 1515 nucleotides long. Its product is annotated as ras-related protein ORAB-1. Gene Ontology annotation, molecular function: GTPase activity; GTP binding. Bases 170 to 859 code for a protein of 229 amino acids. The record is from RefSeq and is a predicted model, not a curated record. Lineage: Eukaryota; Metazoa; Chordata; Actinopteri; Blenniiformes; Blenniidae. The transcript has 5 exons.
GGUAGGCAGCCAUAUUUGCUUGUGUUUUGCUGUUGUGGCUGCGGCGAUCACUUCUACAAAUUCUCAACAAAAUCGGUUGUUUUUCGGGAUUUUGACGCGAGUUUGAUUCCACCUGUAACCACCUCCAGCUGCUUUCACUGUAAACACACUCUGUCAGUAGGAGUCGACGAUGAAUCCGGAAUAUGAUUACUUGUUCAAACUGCUACUGAUCGGUGACUCAGGUGUGGGGAAGUCGUGCCUCCUCCUGCGGUUUGCGGAUGACACCUACACAGAGAGCUACAUCAGCACCAUCGGAGUGGAUUUCAAGAUCAGGACCAUCGAGCUGGACGGGAAGACCAUCAAGCUGCAGAUUGUAAGGAGCCACCUCACACAGCUGUUUCGAAUCCCAUCUGUUGCACUUUUACAACCUUUGACCUUUGUGCUCUGUCUUCAGUGGGACACGGCUGGUCAGGAACGCUUCCGCACCAUCACAUCCAGCUACUACAGAGGAGCUCAUGGUAUCAUUGUAGUGUACGACGUGACUGAUCAGGAGUCCUUCAACAACGUCAAACAGUGGCUUCAGGAAAUCGAUCGUUACGCCAGUGAGAAUGUCAACAAGCUGCUGGUUGGCAACAAGAGUGACCUGACAACAAAGAAGGUGGUGGACUACACAACGGCCAAGGAGUUUGCUGAUAAUCUUGGGAUUCCCUUCUUGGAGACGAGUGCAAAGAGCGCCACCAACGUGGAGCAGGCCUUCAUGACCAUGGCGGCAGAGAUCAAGAAGAGGAUGGGCCCUGGGGCCACGGCCGGGGCCUCUGACAAGUCCAAUGUCAAGAUCCAGAGCAAGCCCGUCAACACCUCGUCUGGAGGCUGCUGCUGAGGCCCCGGACCCCCUUACCCCACAGAGAGGGAGGGAGGGAGGGAGGGAGGGGGGCAGAGGCAUCACGCUGAGGGUGUUAAGCCCCGCCCCUACUGACCACACUCAGCGUCCAACUCGCCCACUCCUUAUGUCAGUCAAACAGCUCAGUCCAGUGAACCUCUGAGCCUUCAAACCAAGCACACGCUUAAACGUAGGCCACGCCCCCACAUGCCCCACCCUCACAGGCCCCACCCCCUCAAGUUUUGACCCAGAGGAUUCACUAAGCCCCUCCCCCACCCCCACACGACGCUUAAAGGCCCUGCCCACUGGCCCCGCCCCCUGUCCGAUCCACGUGCCUUUGCGGCAGGAGAUUCACGUUUUUACGCCUUUGUCGCCAAAUUAUCCCACCACCAUCGCGAUCAUCAUCGUCACCAUCAACAUGUGCCCAACAGCUGUGUGUCAGCUAUUAACAUUCCUGUGGGUGUGAGGAGAGGUGGCAGCCCUGACCCCGCCCCCUCAGCUCCGCCCUCCUGUGCAGACUGACUUUGUGGUUCAUGGACGAGAACAAGAGAGGAAGCUGCAGCCGUGUGACCUUGUCACGUGACCGGCGGCUGCAGAUGGGACGUUUUUGUGGCUAUACUGAGUGUCUAUUAAAACCAUAAAGGAGAUGUUUGGUA